UUUGUGUAUCAAUCUCUUUGUUUUUAUCAAUUUCUUCACGUUUCUCUCUCUUUCUUCCCGUUUCUCUCUGUUUCUAUAAUCCUAAAACGGCUUCUUUCCUCUGCAUUGACUGUUGUCUAUUUUAUUAAUCCUUCUGGGAUUUGGACUUUGACUUGUUCGCAAGUCAUAAUGUAUUCAAAUUACUUUUUUCUCUGAUUUUUUUUUUAAAAAAUAGAGUAAUAAUUUAUCCAAGAAAUUUUUGGACUAAAAUAGAAGAGUUUACAAUGGGCAGCACUUGAAAACAAUGCCACAAUUGAUAUUACUGAAAGGGAUGAAGAUGAUCAAAUUUGUAGGUUCUUAUUGAUUGGUUGAGCUUCACAUGUACAAUUCAGCUAAAUGUAUACAAGCAUGUACAAGCUCAAAAUUACAUAUUAGUCCGCUUGAGACCCAAGUUAAAAUCCAUGGAGGACUGAAAAUAGUAUCUGUGGGUAUGCUGCCACCAAGAAAGUUCUUGCAGAAGAGGAAGAAAGUGGAGGUCUUCAAAGAUGCAGCUGAUGAAGCUGAUCAGAAGAACUGGAGGAAACUCAUGACUGAGAUUGAGGAGGGAGGGUCCGCGGUUUCAGUUCUCAAAAGCAGGAGGUCCAAAGACCAAGCUCUUCCAAAAGACUUAGUUUUGGGUACAUUGGUUAGAUUCAAGCAGCUAAAAAAAUGGAACCUUGUUGGUGAGAUUCUUGAAUGGCUUCGUAUUCAGCCUUGGUGGGACUUCAAUGAAAUGGAUUUCCUGAUGCUAAUCACAGCUUAUGGGAAGCAAGGGGACUUCAAUAAGGCUGAGAAGGUUUUGAGCUUUAUGAACAAGAGGGGUUAUGCGCCAAAUGUUGUAUCCCAUACUGCUCUUAUGGAAGCAUAUGGAAAAGGAGCUCGACACAACAAUGCUGAAGCUAUCUUUCGAAGAAUGAAAUCCUCAGGCCCGGAACCUUCUGCUCAUACAUAUCAGAUAAUACUUAAAAUAUUUGUUGAGGGAAACAAGUUUAAAGAAGCUGAAGAAGUUUUCGAGACCCUUUUGAAUGCAGAAAAGUCACCUCUGAAACCGGACCAGAAAAUGUUCCACAUGAUGAUCUAUAUGUACAAGAAAUCUGGAAAUUAUGACAAAGCGCGAAAAUUAUUUACACUGAUGGCUGAGCGUGGAGUUCCACAAUCUACAGUUACUUAUAAUAGUCUGAUGUCAUUUGAAACUAAUUACAAGGAGGUCUCAAAGAUCUAUGACCAGAUGCAAAGAGCUGGUCUUCGACCUGAUGUUGUGAGCUACGCCUCACUCAUUAAUGCUUAUGGGAAAGCUAGGAGGGAAGACGAAGCUUUAGCUGUUUUUGAGGAGAUGUUGGAUGCUAAAGUCAGGCCAACCCACAAAGCUUACAAUAUUCUACUUGAUGCAUUUGCAAUCUCAGGAAUGGUGGAACAAGCUCGUGCUGUGUUCAAGAGCAUGAGAAGGGACAGGUGCAACCCAGAUAUAUGCUCGUACACAACUAUGUUGUCAGCUUAUGUGAACGCAUCUGAUAUGGAGGGUGCUGAAAAAUUCUUCCAAAGAUUGAAGCAAGAUGGCUUUAAACCUAAUAUCGUCACAUAUGGGACAUUAAUCAAAGGGUAUGCUAAGUUAAAUGAUUCUGAGAAAAUGAUGGAGAAAUUUGAAGAAAUGCGGAUGAUUGGGAUCAAAGCAAAUCAAACAAUCUUCACUACAAUCAUGGAUGCAUAUGGUAAGAGCAGGGAUUUUGACAGUGCAGUUGUUUGGUACAAGGAGAUGGAAUCUAGUGGGCUUCCACCUGACCAAAAGGCGAAAAAUAUCCUUCUAUCUCUAGCAAAAACGGCAGAUGAACAACUGGAAGCUAAGCAACUUGUAGGCAAUUUUGAUAAUGAUGGUAACGGACAAAAGUUCAACGUGAUUUCUAGGUUUGUUGAUGAGGAAGAUGAGGAUGAUGUUGAUGCCGACGAGACCAUAUCGUAUGGUGAAAAGCAGGAUGAAUUGUUAGAUCCUCAUAGCAAUCAGCAAACGGUCAAUGAGGUUUCUCGGUUCAUUGACGAGGAUGAAGAUGAAUAUGAGGAUGAGGAUGAGGCAGAAGAUGCCAUUUCUUCUAAUGAGAAAGCAAGAUGAAUAUUUUUGAAAUAUGGUCGACACAAGCCUGAAAGGCUUGUGUGAUUUUGUAAAAUUUAUAUUGUAUACUGUUCAGUACCUAGCAGGCUAGCAUUAGCGUUUACUUCAUCCAGAGUUUGUCCUGGCCUUUCACAACGUAUUUUUUCAUGCACUAUAUGAAAGACGAUUUUUGCUUAAAGUUGUAACUCAUCACUGCAUGUGUAAAUUACCCUAGAUUGUGAUAUGAUUCAAAUCACCAGCAAUUUUCCUAC
Tripterygium wilfordii is the source of this 2373-nucleotide messenger RNA. Its product is annotated as pentatricopeptide repeat-containing protein At3g59040. The record is from RefSeq and is a predicted model, not a curated record. NCBI's taxonomy places the organism in Eukaryota, Viridiplantae, Streptophyta, Magnoliopsida, Celastrales, Celastraceae. The coding region runs from base 359 to 2122 and encodes 587 amino acids. The transcript has 8 exons. Gene Ontology annotation, molecular function: protein binding.